Molecule: messenger RNA, 2125 nt
Organism: Raphanus sativus (radish)
Lineage: Eukaryota; Viridiplantae; Streptophyta; Magnoliopsida; Brassicales; Brassicaceae
Product: putative FBD-associated F-box protein At1g05080
Exons: 4
Coding region: 79-1458 (459 amino acids)
Molecular function (GO): protein binding
Source: RefSeq, a predicted model, not a curated record
CGUAUUGUAUUACGUGACAACGAUUUCCUUGUGUUUCUCUGAGGCCGAAUCUUUUUGCUAGGGUUUUGCCUCGUGGAGAUGGCUGACGCCAAAAUUGAAGAGAUAGUUUGUGAAGACAGAAUCAGUGCUUUACCAGAAGAUCUGCUUGUGACAAUACUUUUGCAUGUCCCGAUUAAAGAUGCAAUUUCCACCAUGAUUUUGUCUAAAAGAUGGUGCUUUAUCUGGACGAGUCUGCCUAAACUUGAAUAUGAUUUCUUUUCUGAUAAUGAUGAAGAUGACGAUGAUAAAGUUGUUGAUAGUGAUGAUGAUGAUGAUGAGAGCAAGAUGACUAGUUGGUGUUUUUUUGAUAAGUCAAUGGAACUCCACAAAGCGCCUGUUUUAAAAACUUUGCUUAUCAAACUUGGUCUUGGUCCGGGAUGUUUUAGUGAUACCGAUGUCGAAAAGUGGAUUGCAAAAGCUGUUGAUGGCCGAGUGGUUGUGUUAAAAUUCAAGCUUUCAUGGUCCAACGGUCCAACCAGAUUGCCUAAAAGCCUUUACACAUGUGAAACACUCAAGAAACUAACUCUCUCUCACAAAAUUCUUUUGGAUUUCCCAUCGUCUUCUUUACUCCCAUCCCUCGAGUUUCUUGAACUUCUCUUUGUGGUCUAUAAAGACGAUGCUUCUCUUGAUAGUUUUUUUUCGCAUUGUCCAGUUCUUUAUAUUUUGGUGGUGAAACGAAACAGACGAAACAGGGAUGAUAAUAUAACAAAUUUUAGUGUGAAAAUUCCUUCUUUAGGAGGCUUAUUCUAUGUUAGUGAUGAGAUUAUUUCCUCACUGCCAGAUGAGGAUGAGGUAGUAGAUACCGGUAAGUGUUUAGCUAUUGAUACUCCGGCAUUAUUAGACUUAACCAUCAUUGAUCAUUCUGGAGACUCUUUCUCAAUUGAGGAUAUGCCUUGUCUUGAGUUUGCAUUAAUCAAUGUAAAGUCUUUCCCCAAUAUCGACAAGUGGAAAACAUCUCUUUCAGCAGUCCAGUCUCUUAUGUUGUAUAUGCCUGAUCAAGUGGUUUUGCCCUUUAGCACCGUCAAGUUCUCUCGACUUAUGAAGUUAAGAAUAUGUCCACAUAGAUCAGACUGGUUGGAAGCACUCGUACUUUUACUUAAAAAUGCUCCAAAACUUACAGAACUUUUGGUCGAUUAUGCAUUUACCCCAGAAGGGAUCCCACUUUCAUGGAUCCAACCAAGUUCUAUUCCUGGAUGCUUGUCGUCACAACUCAAAUCUUUUGAGUAUAUAGAAUAUGGAGGAAGAGAAGAAGAGAAAGAAUUUGUGAUGUAUAUCCUAGCUAACUCUAAGCGUUUAAAGAAGGCAAUAAUCUCUGUGAAACCCGAUCUUGAAGAUAAAAAUUUGAUCAUCGAGGAGUUAAGAGAUAUUCCGAAGGUCUCAACUUUUGUUGAAAUGGUAAUUGUGUUGGAUGAUGCUUGAGUAGCCUUUUAAGGAAGCUCAGUUAUUCGAUCCUCGCUUUCCUCUGUUUAGCGAUGGGAUGGAAGUAUUAAGACUUUUGUCCUUUUUCUUUUAGCCAAUUCUGUUUUUUUCGUUCUGAAAAAGUUUUUCUUUUGUAAUCCUCAUGAGCCACUUCCUGAUUUUUGUUUGUUUUAGAAAGCUAUCUUUGUCGUUGCAUGUCAACUUCAGAGAUCAUAUCAAAAUGAAACACAACUUAUGAAAACUGAGAACAUAUCAUACAUACUUGAUCCUCAUCAGCAACAGAUCCAUCGGUAGACCGUAGACCCAAGUGCAAAGAAAGAUGACGCAUAGAUAACCCUCUGAAGCCAAGGCUCAACAAGAGCCGCGGCGUGGAAAACGAUCUCGCAACCGGAGCAAGCUUCCGUUAAAGAACGGUAGUCCGUUACGUCUCCGUAAGCUAGCUCGAAAGCGUCAUUUACUGGAGGAAGUGAAGAUACGUCGCUUGUGCGGCGGACCAAGGCGCGUACGGAGUGGCAGCGACGGAGGAGGGCGUGGCAGAGUCGUGCGCCUAAGUAACCAGAAGAGCCGGUGACCAGUAUUUUCAUUAUUUUACUUUAUUAGCUUGUGUGACAGACAGAGAGAGAGAUUACUGUAGAUUUUUUGCGUAUAUAUGAUUUUCUUUUAAUUA